This is a messenger RNA of Apodemus sylvaticus (European woodmouse), 3842 nucleotides long. It is a transcript of the gene Slc2a10, whose product is annotated as solute carrier family 2 member 10. The record is from RefSeq and is a predicted model, not a curated record. The transcript has 5 exons. Lineage: Eukaryota; Metazoa; Chordata; Mammalia; Rodentia; Muridae. The coding region runs from base 264 to 1874 and encodes 536 amino acids. Gene Ontology annotation, cellular component: membrane. Gene Ontology annotation, molecular function: transmembrane transporter activity. Gene Ontology annotation, biological process: transmembrane transport.
UUCUCCGGGGAAACUUGAAGUAAGUUCCUUUGUGGGGCAGCGGGGAGCCUCAGCAUUGGCUGUCAGGCGGUACCGGGCUCCCCUCCGUCCCGCCCCCAGGCUCAGGCCGGGCUGGCCAACGUGGCGGAGGAAGAGCGCAGGCCCCAGCUCUGGGGGAAAGUUUGUCAGCCACAGCAGAUUUGAUCAGGACCUGCAGAGCCCAGAGCUCAGCCGGCCCGCCCGCCCCCCGCCCCCCCCCGCCCCCAGCCAGCUACUCCCUAGCUAUGGGCCUUCGCCCGGCUGUCCUCCCACUCUGUGCCUCUGUGUGUCUGCUGGGGGGCCUGACCUUUGGCUAUGAGCUGGCCGUCAUAUCCGGGGCCCUCCUCCCACUCCAGCUGGACUUCGGGCUGAGUUGCCUGGACCAGGAGCUGCUGGUGGGCAGUCUGCUCAUGGGCGCUUUCCUUGCCUCCCUUGUCGGGGGCUUCCUCAUUGACUGCUACGGCAGGAGACGAGCCAUCCUGGGAAGCAAUGUGGUGCUGCUAGCUGGCAGCCUGAUUCUGGUUCUGGCCGGCUCCCUGCCCUGGCUGCUCCUGGGCCGCUCCUCUGUUGGCUUCGCCAUCUCUCUGUCGUCCAUGGCUUGCUGCAUCUACGUGUCAGAGUUGGUGGGGCCGCGGCAGCGGGGUGUGCUGGUGUCCCUCUACGAGGUGGGCAUCACUGUGGGCAUCCUGGUCUCUUACGGCCUCAACUAUGCCCUGGCUGGCAGCCCUUGGGGCUGGAGGCAUAUGUUUGGCUGGGCGACAGCUCCAGCUCUCCUACAGUCUCUCAGCCUCUUCCUUCUCCCUGCUGGGGCAGAGGGCACAGCAGCCCGCCAAGACCUCAUCCCACUCCAGGGAGGGGAGGCCAGCAAACUGGGCCCAGUGAAGCCACGGUACACCUUUCUGGACCUCUUCAGGGCCCAGGACGGCAUGUGGAGUCGGACUGUAGUGGGGCUGGGGCUGGUGCUGUUCCAGCAGCUAACAGGACAGCCCAAUGUGCUAUAUUACGCCUCUACCAUCUUCCGCUCCGUGGGCUUCCGUGGGGGCUCCUCAGCUGUGCUGGCUUCUGUGGGACUUGGAACUGUGAAGGUGGCUGCCACCCUGAUCGCCACGGGGCUGGUGGACCGUGUAGGCCGCAGAGCCCUUCUGCUCUCUGGGUGUGCUCUCAUGGCCUUGUCCGUCAGUGGCAUAGGCCUCGUCAGCUUUGCUGUGUCCCUGGACUCUGGCCCCAGCUGCCUGGCCACAUCCAAUGCCAGCCAGCAGGUGGACCUGCCUCGAACCCCAGACCUGCCUGUGAACUCAUCACCACCACCAGUGCUACACACCAGUGGGGACCAAGGACAACCAGUCCUGCCAGUCACCAAGCGACCCAUCCAUCCCGUCAUCGCAGCAUCCCUGGGACCAGCUCGGGAUACCGCCUCCUCAGUUGCUACCAGUCCCGUCCUGGUGCAUACCCUGCUGUGCUGGUCUGCACUGGUUUGCAUGAUGGUCUAUGUGAGUGCCUUCUCCUUUGGAUUCGGACCAGUGACCUGGCUGGUCCUCAGCGAGAUCUACCCUGUGGAGAUCCGAGGGAGAGCCUUCGCUCUUUGCAGCAGCUUCAACUGGGCAGCUAACCUCUUCAUCAGCCUCUCCUUCCUCGACCUCAUCGGUGCCAUCGGCCUGGCCUGGACCUUCCUGCUCUAUGGGCUGACCGCUGUCCUUGGCCUGGCGUUCAUCUACUUACUUGUUCCUGAAACAAAAGGACAGUCGUUAGCUGAGAUAGAACAGCAGUUUCAGACGAGCAGCAGGUUCCCUCUGAGCUUUGGCCGCAGGCAGCACAGUGUUCAGUACCACCGUCUGGGUGUCUCCUCAGCCUCCUGAGGGGUCCGUCGGCUUGGAAGAUGCUGGGACAUUGGUUUCUGCAGCCCACCUCCAGCUCCCUGUGUUCCGGGGCCUGGAACUCGUGAUCUAGAUUUUCUUGUGUGGUGAGCCCUGCUCCAGAGGCUUCCUCUUAUCAAGGUGAGAGUUGACAACCAAACUCUUCAGUUUGAGUAUGAGACUCCAAGGACUGUGGGAGAUCUAGCUCCAUGACUCAGUUUCCCCAUGGAGUUGGCUUGUCUACCAUGUUUAUAAUGGCAUCUUCUGUGGUGUGUUGUCCAAGUGCUUCUCAGAGGACCUGGGAAGGAAGUGUCUCCUACCACCAGCCCCGGGCCAGCAGAGGCUGAGUCUCCGCCUUCCUUGUCCCCUUGCUGGGGCCUUAGUGAACCAGGGUCUGUCUUAUUCAUUGCCCCCUCUUCUUGCUGAAGAUAUUUAUCAGGUGCUGGGCCUCUGACUGGGGGCAGCAGGCUGUAACUAAAUUGGCUUUAUGACCCUGGCCUCAGUUUCCCCAUGUGUCUCACAGAAGCUGGACUAGGCUUCUCCUAGAAUCUCUUUUCACUCCACAAGGACAGACGUCUCAGAGCAGGAACACAGGUAACAAGCACUCACCGAGGACCCCCCAUCUGGUCGCUCUGGGGACAGAAGCUUUGUUAGCAGAGAAUGCACCUCAGUUCUAGAGUCCUAGCACUCUGGAAUGUAAGAGCUAGACCCCACCAUGUGACAAGUGCUAGGAACCCAACUGUUCCCAGGGUUCAGCAGGGGGCUUUGAAUGAAGAAAGGGUUUGGAGGGACUCAUCCAUAUGCUGGUGGUUGUGGCUUCUACUUUGGGUGCUACUGACUUCCUAUAGCCUUAGUUUAUUCAUCUGCAGAAUGGGCACAGUUAAUAUCCCUCAGGAGAUAUUGACUUACUCCAUCUCUCUCAGGAGAGUCUUCAGUGAGCCCUGAGGGGCUUCUGCACACCUUGUUACACAGGGCUUUUCUUUGAGGCAAUUGUAAAGGAUCAGUCAGCAGGAGACAAGCAAGUGGCUCUCGUCAGAGGUCAUAUAAGGAGGACAUUAAUAAGAUAGUUUGUUCCUGGACACUGGGUAGCUGGCCUCACCGCACUGUCAGCCACACCCUCCUGGUUCCCAAGCCUGGCCUGGUGACCUUGCUCUCUUUUUCUAGAUAUUUCAUUCAUAACUAGUGGCAUGCUGGUUUAAGCUUGUUCUGGCUCCCCAGAGCCCACUGCCACCCAGCCAGGGUUUCUACAGACUGGUUGCUAAGCACUGUCAUCAUUUAAAAAAGUGUUUUAAUUGAUAACAAACAAUCAAUGUCAUUAUAACAGUCACUACUCAAACAUCAUCACCUCCUACGUGGGUGGUGCAUACCUGUAACUCCAGCACUCAGGAGGCUAAAGAGUGUUCUAAAUCAGUCUGGCUUCCAACUGAAACCUUGUCCAACCAAAUCAAUAGGUGAAUAAAAAAAGACAAACCCACAUCACCACCUUCUAAUGUCUCUGCUGCACAUCUCCCUCCUCUGUGCUGCGGGAUGUCCUCAUGUGUGUCUGAUGGUGACACAGGCAGAUGCUGUGCAUUUUCCUGCUUCAGCACUCAGUGUCUUUGCAUUCCAGAGGUUGGGGAACACUGAAGACCAGGGCUUGGUUUAUUGUUUGGUUGAUUUUUCUCUGGAGUUGUGAACUGCUGAGUCAAGUGUUAAUUAUAUAAAUCAAGCUCAAAAGUGCCUCCCAGGUGUACCUGGUAACAUCGUAGAAAAUGGGGUGUCUGUGAAAAAAUCCCUUCACCGAUCGGUUCAGCAGACCCUUGCUCUUGGCCUCGAUGGAGGAAGGGGCUCUGACACGCAUCUUACAUUCCGGAAUGUGUGUCUGUCGCCUAGCCCCGACUGCAUACUGACUGCCUGUGGAAUGUUCUUCAGAUGCAAUGUUUUUUCAUGCAAAGAUGUGUAAUUUAAAAGUGUAUUUUGAAAUACAUUAUU